This is a messenger RNA of Amoebophrya sp. A120, 3828 nucleotides long. The record is from the annotation of a GenBank genome assembly. NCBI's taxonomy places the organism in Eukaryota, Dinophyceae, Syndiniales, Amoebophryaceae.
AAGAGAUCAUAACAGGCGCACGAAAUAUUAAUAAAUCAUGCUCAGCGCGCUCCGUGCGCGUUCGCCCGUGCAUCGGGCCGCCGCACCGCCAAAAACCUACCCGGCCCGGCCCCAGCAAUCCCGGCUGCAUGCCGUUUUAUCGCAGUCGAGAAAGACCUUUGCCAGCGACGUUGCCAUACCGACUGGGAGCAGAUCCGGAGGAACGUCAACGCCAGCAACUACUUCAAGAGGCAGUUUAACCACGACCCCCGGCACUUCGCUCCCCCUCGCAACAGCCCAACCCAACUCGCCCGCGGCCGCGCAGAAUCUGCGGCACGCGGACAAGAAGCAAGAAAACCUCUCCGCGGCGGAACAAACCAAGCAGUUUUACCUCCAGGAAGCCAUCCCCACGCACGUUACGACCGCGGGGUUUAUCCUGGAUGAGGAAGAGAUCAAGCGACGGAAGAACUUCCCGGUGCGGCGGAAUUUGCUGAACACAGAACGGCCUUCCAUUCGCCAAGAGCUGCUUGAGGACCCCGACCGAUUGAAGAUGGACGACCCCAUCACGCGGCAGGACAAGCGACUCGCGGCGGAAUUUAACAAGCUGAACACGAUGCGGUUUGACAUUCUGCGCAGAUUCAAACAGGAGACAAACCCGGUGUUUAUCCUGUGGAAAAACGUACCUACCCCAUAGUCAAGUCGGUAAAUUUGCAACACACAUCUCCAAGUUUUGGGAGUUAUGCAUGACAAAUUUGGCGUCGUAGUGUAAUCCUGUUCAGCUAGUGCAGUAGCAUCACACAUGUAGCACAUGGCGCUGAUUGUAGCAUGACAAAUUCAGAAACACGAAUAGAAAAUGCCUCUCAUGGGGCUCCGCACGAGAAAUAUUUUCAGCAUGCAGAUUUGCAUGACAACUUUGGGGUGGGGACGUUUUUACAAAUGAGAGCGCUCCUCUGGAAUUUCUUCUGCGGGUCGUUUGUCGGUUUGUGGUUGAUCUACAUAUCAAAUGCAAAAAUGUCUGGAUCGGGAAGAGUGCAAGACUUGUCAUGCACAUUUUGAAUGGCCAGUGAGGUUUGGAAUGCAGAACCUAGCAUGAUUACAGAUUCUGCGAGGUCUCCAUCAUGCCUACCCUGCAUGACAAACUCCCUCGCAACUUGGUCGAAAGUGGAUAGCUUUUGGUCAUCAUGCAACAUAGAUUUUUGCAUGAUUCUGAUUUACCAUGACAAGUUCCACUUUUCCAGACCCAGACACUUUUGCAUUUGAUACUACAUGCUCGUGUGCUACAUGGCGAAAGACGCGGAGUCGUUCACGCAGUCAUUCUAUGCAUAGAUGCAAAAGCAGCGCAUUUCAAGUAUGUGAACUACGCAUCACAAAUUUUUUUGAUUAUCCAAAUAGAACACGCAAGAACUUGAACUUGUCAUGCUGUGGCAUGCACGAACGGCUACACCUACAUUUUCAUCCAUGCAGAAAUAUGCAAUUCGCAUGCACUACGUCCAGUGCUGCUUUUUGUUAAACAUAGUCAUACGUUUGUGUUCGACCUGUUGCGGUUUUGGUACAAAGACGAUGUAGCGGGGUUCUACUACCGCUUGCGAAAAAUGGCGUACAACCAGCGGUUCCCAACCAUGCAACUAUCCGCUUCGGGGGAACUUAUCAAGUGCAAAUAUGUCUGGGUCUGGAAACUUGUAAUGCUGCGUUGGGAAUAGUGAAUGCUCUGUAAUGCACAGCCAAGCAUGAGAAAUAUCUGCGCUUCUUUGUGUUGCGUUUUUCGCAUGACAAACUGCGUUUUUGCAUGACAGGCGAAUGGGUCUCUUCUUGGACAGGCAUCACAAACUUUUUGGUCAUGCCAGACAAGCAUGACAAGUCUCGCAAUCUUCCAGACCCAGACACUUUUGCAUUUGAUAGAACUGCGGCAGAAGUUAUUCUCUCUAACCGCGGAGGAGAACUGGUACGGGUGCGGAGAGGAGAAGUUAUUGGAGUUUUCGAAAAUUCUGGUAGCAAAAGAUGCUACAACUACACCGGGCGUUGCUCCUCCGAGCGUCGUAGCGCUCAACGAGGAGAUGAAUGGUUUUUCCAUCCGUGAUUUGAAAGACCGGAGCUACGGCGCCCCGCUACGGCACGCCGCAGCGAAACAAAGGGCGCGGGAAGAGGGUCGGCGGGUUGAAGUAGAGGGGCGGGAUGAAGAAGUAGGUUUUAGUAAAACUACUGCAGCGGAUCAUCUUGUUCAAAGCGGCACGCAGGGACGAGAAGAAGAUCAUGCUGCAAGAACCAUUUCUGCGACAAAAAUUUCCUCCGGUUUGGACCUCCAUUGUCCGAUACAACUAGCAAGCGGGUUGGACUUCACGGGCGAGCUCGCCUACCCGUUUGGCGGCUGCGGGUUCGGGAUGGCGACGGUCGGGCCGUUUGAGAUCACGACGGGACAACGUGGUGAUGACUCUGGAAAAGAGAAAAAUCACAUGAAUCCCGCAGAAAAAUUUCAGGAGUUUUUGCAAAACGAAUUUUCCUCUUAUCCGCAAUUUGCGAAUUCAGAACUGGUUUCACCGCAGAGUAACACACUCUCUUCCUCCUCUCCCUCUCGUUCUUACACGCAGAAACUGACCCUAGACCAGUUCGCGAACCUCCCUCUGUUCAGAGACCGGAUCGAGCGGCAGGUGCACAACUCGGUGCGAAAGAACGUCUUGCUCGGCGUGCAUUUGAAAAUUUCGUCUUCGCAGGACAACUUUGACGAAGUGAAAGCGGCGGUUAGACUGGUCCGGGAAAAAGCGCAGUAUGUUGUUUUGGAGCUUGGUGAAGGAGUUGUUGAGACGAGAAAUAAAAGUAGAGCGGGUGGUGAAGAAGCUGUGCCUGGUGAUUCUUAUUCCGCAACGCAAGCUGCCUUACAGGACCUGCUACUCUCCGUCGAAACAGCAGCAGCAUCGGACGACGAUCAAACUAUUUCCGGCGAACAUCUGAAAGACCGCCCAUCAGAGCAUACAGAAGGACAAAACUUCGGCGUGUUUUUUCAGGUCAACAGUAGAGAGGAACUGGAGGACUUUUGGUUAAAUGAAGAACACGACGUGGUGGAGAAGUUGCUUGAUGCGAUUUCAGAAGAGAAUUCUGAUGGGACUACACCCUCGGCAAGUACUAGCUUCGGCUUCCUCAUCGCAAACACGAACACCACCGCAAGACGAACGGCGAGGUCUGAAGAAACAAAAUUGAUGGUGGAAAAAUUGUUCAAAAAGCUUCACUACGACGACCCGAGAUUCCCAGCUUGUGGUCAUGCGAAAGAACAGCAAGCGAAGCAUCAUUCUCCUGCAGGGACGCUGCAAGGUAGUUCCAAAAAUCCAGCAACGAAAAAGAACCUUCGCUGGGCCAUGCCGAUCAUCGCUUCUCUUGGCGGAACUGAAUCCACCACUGUCGUGAACGCCGCGGACCUGAUGGAAUCGGGAGCGGCGAUUGUGCAGAUCCGCGAUUUGUUUAUCGAAAAGGGAGUCGCGGGGCUGGUGGAUUUCCGCUCGGAACUCGGGUCAUUUCUCGGCCUGCGCGGUGCGCACUGCGUGUUUCAGCUGUGCGGGAAGAAGUGGGCCGUGGCUAAAUCUUCGUCCGGAAGUAGCAAUUCCUGCUCCGCUGACGAAGCAACAAGCAACGAAGCGGGUACGACGUCGGGUGAUGUCAAGACAAAAAAGCGGAGGAAGGUGUACCGGCCGGGGAGUCCGCAGCUGGGGAAUGCGGUGACGCUGGGAUACACCUGAAAUACAGUUCUUGCUGUGCAAUUGCAUAUGUGUACUUACGCAUCUUCAAGCGGUUUUGAAAAUGAAUGGACAAUCGUCUUGCGCGAUGUCUGAAUUUCGAUCCUGGCUAGCGCUUCAUCAGAUG